Saccostrea echinata is the source of this 2218-nucleotide messenger RNA. RefSeq lists its product as uncharacterized. The transcript is spliced from 3 exons. The record is from RefSeq and is a predicted model, not a curated record. The coding region runs from base 1 to 1902 and encodes 633 amino acids. Lineage: Eukaryota; Metazoa; Mollusca; Bivalvia; Ostreida; Ostreidae.
AUGCAAGAGCUUGAAGACAUUGUGGGAAAAGCCACAAUUAAGUCGUUUUCAUGGGAAGAGAUACAAAAGAAUUGCCAAAAUCUAGGAAUUGUUUGUGAGGGUCACAACAUCGGAUCUGUCCAUGAUGGGAGUUAUUCAAGUCGUUCUCCAUGGUUUAUUCGUAGGUUAAAAGAAAAACUUAUUUCAAAAACAUUCGAGAAAGUUGGUGAAGAGUUUACUAACGAGGUUUUGGUUGGUAUUUUGAAACACUUUCAAAAGAGGCUCGAAGUACAGACUUUAGGCAAAUCUAACAUUUUUAAAGAUAUCACAGUCAAGGGAAUUGGAACACAUGUGAUGAGCGCCUUUGUUCUUGGCCAGGUUGUAGAACUUUUGAACCCAUUACAAGCGAUGAUAUUGGCUGAUGAAACAUAUGGAAAGGAAACAGUUGUACCGUCUGUAAAUAUCAACUCCGUGGAAUGGCGAAACAAAAUAGGAAAAGAAAUAUAUGACAACAUACAAGCAAAAAAUGUAGAAAUCAUCGAUGAAGUAGUUUACAAAAUGAAGCUUAUUUGUGAUAAGACUGAAACGGAUUUAAUGAGAUUGAGUAAACAACUGGCAACCGCAAGCAGAAAGAUACCCAUUAGAGACCAAAUGAAACUUAUAGAUGAAUGGAUGCUCCGUGAAUUUCGAAUAGAGAAUAUUGAAAGAUGCCCAUCCGUUCUUCACUUUAUAGCAGGAAGAAAGAAAGAUUCAAUCGUUAUGAAAGUAUUUUUACAAAACUCUGAAGCCCAAUCAGAAAUAUUUUGUAGGGAUCAUGUAGUAAAUGUACCUGAUAAUGCUAUAUUUGAAUUUAUUGAUGUAACCUUGAAAUCAGAUACCAAAACGAGCUUUAAAACUAUUAUGCAAAGAGAAGAAAAGGGCUUUCGUAUGAGGAGUGAGACAAAAAAGCGCAUGAAAGACAUUUUAAAAAAUAAAAAAGACGAACUGUUUGCAAAGCAUUCAAAUUUAGUCUCAAUAAGCAUGAGCCCAGUAAACUAUUCUGGAGACGAUGUCAUUCAUAAAGAGUGUAUAGUUUUAUAUUGCCUCGAUGCAGAUCUUAUUCCAUUUGGAGAAGAGCCUUUACCUAAAUCUCUUGAAGAGUUUGAAUGCAACAUUCUAGAAGAUUUUAUUCAGUUUGGAAGAUGUGAGAAUUGUAAAGCCUUAGAUCAUGGAUGUAGCGUUGGGAGAUACGGAGAACUUUCAUCGGGAUCUUUGGGAUUUUUUGCAAAGAAACGAUCACAUUCAUCCCACAAUGGAUUUCUUACUGCUGCCCAUGUGGCAUUAACAGACGAUGUUAUUGCUUCACUGAAUGAAAGAAAACUUUCUGAUUAUUCUUUUCAAAAUGAAAUUUAUCAAAUUGUUCAUCCGUCCUUUGAAGACAGUGCUUCUAACAAUAUCACUGGACAGGUGGAAGAUUCGUUUUUUGGAAAUUACAAUUGUGUUGGAAUAGACGCAGCUUUUAUCAAAACUGAUGCCCUGAUCCAUAAAAAUGAAAUGUAUUAUUCAUCCUUCAGUUUCGACAUAGAUUCCGAUGAAGAGUAUGAUGUCACCAAGAAGGGAAGGACAACUGGCGAAACAAAGGGAAUUUUAAAAGAUUGUACAUUUCUGAUCCGUAGGCCUUUUCCAGACCGUGCUGGAGUUUAUCUUACGUUAGACAACUGCUAUACAGUUUAUGAUUCAAAUUCGCAAAUUUUCUUUUUACCCGGAGAUUCCGGCGCUACCGCGUAUGUUAUAAAUAAAACAGAUAAUACUCGACAACCUCUGGGUCUAGCAUUCGGUAAAAUGACAAACUUUCCAAUAACCUUCGUUUGUCCCAUUGACAAAAUUGCUGAUGUCUUAAACCUUUCUAUUCUUCAACCUGCGGAACCAAUGGAAAUUCCUUAGUUUGAACUUAUGCUACGAAUAUCCAGUGAUGACAUAUAUACGUGUAGUAAAACUAAAUUAUCAGAGAAUUAUCAAAAUGGUUCUUCCUGUUGUGCACAUUGUUUUAGGAAGCUAGCAUAAAACACCAAGUUUACUGUAUGUGAACGAACCAUGUACUUUGUAUUAAAUACAGUGUGUACCAUGCUAUCAUACGCUACUUAUAAAUCAUCUUUUUGACUCGCGAUUUAUAAUUUACACAUAUCACUUGUUAUUUUUCCCUAGUAUAUGUUUUUUGUAUAGAGGAAGCUUUUAUUCAAUUUAAUUUAAAACGACUUCU